AUGCAUCAGUACAUUCCUCCCCCGCCGCCCCAGCCCUCGAGCACGCCCGCCGGCCACAUUGCGCUGCCUCCGCCGCCGCCACGGCCAACGGGCUACAACAACCUGGGCGGCAUCCCCAUUCCUCCUCCCCCGCACUCGACAAACUGGGGACCACCACGGCCCCAGUACCAGCAGCCGGGCUACGAUCCAGGCCAAUACCGCAUCUAUCCCCACAACCUACCCCCUCCCCCAGGCCCCCCGCCCCAGCAGAUUCCCGUCGAGCGCGAGCCUCCUCUGACCUCAGCCACCUACAUACCCGGCGGCGAGUCGUUUGGACCCGGCGUUGGCAUCCCCCCGUUACACACCUCCAGAGGCUAUUCGGAGCCCUACUACAGAGACGACUCCCACUCGGCCACCACCGAAGCUCCGCCCCAGCCCUUUUCCAGCAGCCUCCUCGAUAGCGUCCAGAGCGUCCAGUAUGGCUCCAAUGGCUACAACAUGCCUCCCACACCCAAUGUCCGCAAUAACCUCAACAUACCUACCGACAGAACAAACGCCUACGACUCGCCUGGCCCUCCAACAGCGACCCUGCAGAACCCCAUGGUCCAGAGCCAUGGCAGCGUCUACUAUCGCCCAGAGAGCAACGGCACCACGCCAAUAUCCCCUCACGAUGCCUCCAUGCAAUGGCCCGCCGAGCGCGUUCAGCAGUGGCUGGCAAGCAACAACUUUUCCCGCGACUGGCAAGAGACGUUUAGGACCCUGGGCUUGGAAGGAUCUAAAUUUCUCGACAUUGGCCGUGGUCACGGAAGCAAGGGAAAUGUGGCCAUGAUGCACCAAGUCAUCUUUCCCCAGCUAGCCAAGCAGUGCACUGCAAGCGGGACCGGGUGGGAUCAGAACAGGGAGCGUGAUGAAGGUCGCAAGCUCCGCAGACUGGUUCGUGGCAUUGUGGAAUCAGGUGCUUCAAACUCAUAUCGGCCUCCGCCCCAACGGUCUGACACAGGCAUGACAAGCGCAGGCACAGAAGGCACCCUGGAAAAUUCGCCCUAUCUUGGAUCCCGCGGCAUGGACUUUGGUUCAACGCCAACAACUGCAGGCAAUGGCGAGGAAAGCCCCGGGCGCCAACUGCUCGUGCAUUCACCUGGCGCGAGUAUUAAUCCGUCCAGGCGCAUUUCCACCCAGCAGCGCAACUUCACUGUCCCCGGCCUGGGGCCCACGCCGGACUUUUCAGAAGGACCUGCGCGCAGUCCCUAUUCGCGGGAGGUUCUCCAAGGUCUCGACAUCAAGCAAGUACGACAUAGCCCAAAUACGUCUUCUGAAUUCGGACCAUCGUCACUGGGCGCUGGAACCCACCGUCAGUCAAGCCCGCAGCACAGUCCAGGUCUCCCAUCUGCUCGCCUUGCUACAAACAGCGGACAGCUGAGCGCGGGCCUGACCACCCAAGGCUCCCGUUACUACUCGCCCCACAACCGCGUCAACAGUGCUGAGUCGAUCAAUUCUACUUUUGCCAAUAAUGGUUCAGGGCCGCCUUCUGGUAGAUCCUUCGAGGGCCGUCCUGAAAGCCGCAGUGAGAAUCGGAAGAAUGGGUGGGAAGGCACGCGGCCCAACGCGGCUCUCAUGGACAUUCCGACUAGCGCCAAGGAUCACGAAAAAGGAUUCUUCAAGAAGAUCAUGGGCGGAAGAAAGAAGGACAGCCACCCGUCUGACGAUACUAGUUUAGAUUCUCCGACCAGCCCAGCCAGCCAUCGCACUCACCCCAGCGGAUCUCUUUUUGGGAAGUCGACUAUGAACUCGAGUGAAACAUCUCUGAACGAGCGUCCUCCAUCAAGACGCUCUGCACAGACGGAUUCCGACAACCGUGCUGCUGGCCGUGGCCGCACUCACGGCAAAGAAGAUCGAAAGUUUGCUUUUGUCACACCAGACGGCUACAACUAUCGCCUUCUCGACAUCACUAACGUCGAUUCAGCGACUUCAUUACGAACACUGUGUUGUGAGGAGCUGAUUCAAGGAUUAAGCAAGGUACCCGGAAUUGAACUGCACCUGACCGUUCCUGGCCAGUAUGAACACAAUCGCCCGCUUUCCGACUCCAAGUUGCUCAAGGCUCGGUCGCAAUACGGAAACCGGUUUGGUGAGCUGAAGAUCUUUGUCAAAAUACCUCCAGAAGGAGCAGUUGGGUCGUCAACCGGGCUUGGUGUCUCGCUCCCUCACGCUGCUGCCCGGACGGUUGAUGACAACGCAUACUCGCGUCUCAAUGCCGAUUCUCAGCUGGAUUCGCCAGGUGCCAAAUCAGAAGAAUCCACGCUAGUUGCAGACAAGAGCGCAGCUCUACGCAAAAUGGCCGAUAAAAAUGAGCUUCUACCCAGUGAUGCAGCCGAAAGGUCGCACGGAGGCAGUAGUAGUAGCAGCAGCAAGCCGCCCGAGUCCUGGGAUUCGCGUGGCGAUGUGUCUGAGGAGGAACGCCGUAAGCUGCUACUAGAAGCAGCUGCAGAAGAGCACCGAAGGGAGAUGAAGCGGAAACAAGAAGAGUAUCUCAAAACUCGUUUCCCCAAGAUGAAUGGGCAAAGCCCUGAUCUGAACUCUGCGACCAGCGACAGCAUCAGCUACCGAAGCCAGCGGGUCAUCGACUUUGACGAACCACGCGCUUCGCCUUACGAGGAUCUGAAGAAACCCUUCGAUGACCAACAGCGCAAGAGCAAGCAACUCGUACCCUUGAGGGAACCGCCGCCUGUGCCAGCUGAUACCAGCACACUUUUGAAAGCUAACUCGUUGACAAAGAACAAGAAAGGCAUCCGGCCCUCGCAACAAGUACUGCAGGAGAACGGUUUCGGCGCCAGAACCGGCUCCGGUAGAAAUAGUCCAGGUGGGUCGCCCCGCAGCCCUGGUGAAUAUACCAUGAGCAAAGGCAACAUACCAUUCAGAAUUCCUGACUAUGAAGAAGCUUUCAGUACCGAUUCCCCGACCGAGCGGCCAGACCUUAGCAUUUUGGUGCCGGAUUUUGCAGGCCCCAACCAAAGGGAUGAUCGAUCUCGGUCGCCAGGCCGAAGCCCUCACACCGCACAAUCUACGGAACCUAGCCUUACCAGGGAGCCGUCUAGAGUAUCGGUAUAUGGCCCAACCCAUGACUUUGAGGAAGCCCGAGUCUCUUUUAUUACGAAGUCGCCCAACCUUGAUCCAAUGGAUGCGGACGAUGAUGAUUCUGAUGAUGGACUAUUCCAAGCGCCACUCGCCGGACGAGCUGGUCCUCCUCCACCUGAAAAGGACGCACCUAUUACUAGAAUCAACUCUCGUAGCCGGAGACCGAACCUCCGACUCAAAACGCAAAGAUCAAAGAACUCACUAGCCCAGGUGACUGAAAAAUCAGCAGAACCAAGCGCAAUGGGCGAUCACGAAUCUCAGGCCAGCGAUUGGCAUCCUGAGUCGGCCGCAUCAACAACAUGGACCGACUCGCCAGACGACACGAACAAGUUUUCACGCCGUGAAUCAUUUGCCAGUGAUGUUUGGGCUAACCGUCCACCGGCUGAAACCCUUGUGGACCAUCUUGAUGAGCUCUUUCCCAACGUCAAUCUCGAUCAGCCUAUGCUUGAGGAGGCCGAGACGGAUGGGUCCACAGAGUUCAUACCAGAAAACAACAAGCCUUUGCCAGCCGACCCCACUCCUUCGAAUCCAACUCUCCACCGAGGUGGUGCUGGAUUGCAGUCGAUUGCACAGCGCAACAUGCGCAAGUCAGGCGCUGGCUUGGGACGCACAAAGUCUAUUCGUGAAGUCGUCAAGUCGCAGUAUCAGCCACUAGAGAACAGACACUUGCCAGGCCAUGUACCCGCCGGACCAGGGCCAUCACGCGUUGCUACGUUACGCAAUGGUGGUGACAUAAUCAGGAGAAAAUCUACCAAGAUGUUCAACGCGAGGACGGAACAAGUUCGACCACAGCGUGGAUCGCGUCUUGUUAUGGAGACGAUACCCCAAGAUCAUCUAUCCAGCAUGCCGUCACGCCAGCCAACGUUCAAAUGGAUGAAGGGACAGCUGAUUGGCAAGGGCACGUUUGGUCGUGUGUACCUGGGUAUGAACAUCACGACUGGUGAAUUGAUUGCUGUCAAGCAAGUAGAGGUCAAUGCCAAAGCGGCCGGCUCGGACAAGGACAAGAUUAAGGAAUUGGUCAAGAGUCUGGAUCAGGAGAUUGACACCAUGCAGCAUUUGGAUCAUCCCAAUAUUGUGCAGUAUCUUGGUUGCGAACGCAAGGAAUACAGCAUUUCCAUUUUCCUCGAGUACAUUUCUGGUGGCUCGGUAGGAUCGUGCAUCCGCAAGCACGGCAAGUUUGAAGAAAGUGUUGUUUCAUCUCUUACCAGGCAGACGUUACUGGGUCUCUCGUACCUACAUCGCGAAGGUAUUCUGCACCGCGACCUCAAAGCCGACAACAUUCUCCUCGAUCUUGACGGCACAUGCAAAAUUUCUGAUUUCGGUAUUUCCAAGAAGACCGACAACAUUUACGGCAACGACGUAACAAAUAGCAUGCAAGGCUCCGUCUUUUGGAUGGCGCCCGAAGUGAUCCGCUCGCAGGGCCAGGGCUACUCGGCCAAAGUGGACAUCUGGUCCCUCGGCUGCGUGGUGCUCGAAAUGUUUGCGGGUAAACGUCCUUGGUCCAAGGAAGAAGCCAUCGGCGCUAUUUACAAGCUCGGUAGCCUCAAUCAGGCACCCCCCAUCCCCGAAGAUGUCAGCCGCGUGAUUGGCGUCGAGGGUCUAAGUUUCAUGUACGAUUGCUUUACUAUCGAUCCCAUGGAACGACCGACGGCGGAGACUUUGUUGCGGGCUCCGUUUUGCUUUUCGGAUCCAAAUUAUAAUUUCUUGGAUACAGAGCUGUAUGCGAAGAUUAGGGGGGCUUUUCAGUAG
Bipolaris victoriae FI3 is the source of this 4860-nucleotide messenger RNA. RefSeq lists its product as hypothetical. The transcript has 2 exons. The coding region runs from base 1 to 4860 and encodes 1619 amino acids. The record is from RefSeq and is a predicted model, not a curated record. Gene Ontology annotation, biological process: protein phosphorylation. NCBI's taxonomy places the organism in Eukaryota, Fungi, Ascomycota, Dothideomycetes, Pleosporales, Pleosporaceae. Gene Ontology annotation, molecular function: ATP binding; protein kinase activity.